AUGGCGCGUCAUACAAGGAGAUCGCAUCAGCACGUGAACGACGAAGAUACAGGUAGCGAAAUAUACGAUAAAAAUGGGAUCAAGCACACGACGCCGAGGUCGCUGAAGAAGAUCAAUUACGCGGAAAUCGAAAACAGUUACGAUUAUAUGGAGGACUACGAUGAAGGAGACAAGGAAGAGGAGCCUGCAGAACUGGAGAACAACGGGCGGAGCAAGGGACUGGUAGGCCGCGAGCGCGGGCGGGAGCCGGAGGAGGACGAGGACGAGGAGGGGCCAGUCCGGGGGCGGCGCAGCCGGAAACGCACUUAUGUGGAUGUGGAGGAGGACGAGAGCUUCCACGAGGAGGAGGCGGAGGACGAGGACGAGGAGGCGCUGGACGACGAUGAGGACGAGGACGAGGAGGAGCGGAACUGGCGGCGGCGGCGCGAGCACCAGUUUGUUGUAGAGGACGAGGAUGAUGACGAGGACGAGGAGGACGACUAUGGAGCACAGAAAAAACGCGGCAGGCGGCGGACCCGGCGUGGCAGGUCGCGGCUAACAGAGCGGCGUUCGCCGCCACGCAAGCUGCGGACACGCCGGACGCGAUCGUCUGUGAACAUGUAUGACAGUGAGCAUGACGGGACUGGCGAAGCGUUGACGCUGGAGGACGAGAUUCGGGAACUGCAGGAGGAUUCGCCCAUCCGCGAGAAACGGUCGCUGCGGGAGCGCACAAAGCCGGUAAAUUACACGCUGCCCCCACCCCUGACUGAUAACCAAAUGAACGUUGAUGGCACUGCUGCACCAGCGUACGGGAGCUUCCAUUCUCCCAGAGGCAAGCGUGGGCUACACUCGGGACAAAGUUUUGGACCUAUCAGGCGAUUGUUUCCAACGGGCGGCCCUUUCGGCGGAAACGAUGUGACAGCUAUAUUCGGCCACAACACCAACUUUUAUGCAACGGCUCAAGAUCCGACUGUGGCCAAUAACAAGUUUAUCGAUUCGGACUCUUCAGAUGACGAAAUUUUGCCGCUGGGAAGUACCCCCAAACCAAAAAGCUCCGAAGCUAAGAAAAAGAAAAAGCCGGAGAUUGCAGAUCUGGAUCCGUUAGGAGUAGAUAUGAAUAUUAAUUUUGAUGACAUUGGCGGUCUGGAUAACUACAUAGACCAGCUGAAGGAGAUGGUUGCGUUGCCGUUACUCUAUCCGGAGCUCUAUCAAAAUUUCAACAUCACACCUCCGCGUGGUGUGCUCUUCUAUGGGCCACCAGGUACGGGUAAGACGCUUAUGGCUAGAGCGUUGGCAGCGAGCUGCUCAACUGAAAAGAGGAAGAUUACGUUCUAUAUGCGCAAGGGGGCCGAUAUCCUGUCGAAAUGGGUUGGCGAAGCUGAGAGACAGCUUCGACUGCUGUUUGAGGAGGCUAAGAAGCACCAGCCUUCGAUAAUUUUCUUUGACGAGAUUGAUGGCCUGGCCCCGGUUAGGAGUUCAAAGCAAGAACAAAUCCAUGCCAGCAUCGUAUCUACCAUGUUGGCGUUAAUGGAUGGAAUGGACAAUAGGGGACAAGUGAUUGUAAUCGGUGCUACUAAUAGACCGGAUGCAGUAGACCCUGCUUUAAGACGACCAGGUAGAUUUGACAGAGAGUUUUAUUUCCCUCUGCCUGACAUACGAGCCAGAGCGAAGAUUCUGGAAAUUCACACCAGGAAAUGGCAUCCUCCAGUAUCAAGUGCGUUUAUAGAAAAGCUUGCUUCUUUGACGAAAGGAUACGGUGGAGCAGAUCUUAGAGCGCUAUGUACAGAGGCGGCCUUGAAUAGCAUUCAGCGAAGAUUCCCGCAAAUAUAUCAAAGUGAGGUCAAGUUGGCAAUAAACCCAAGGGAAGUGCAGGUUAAAGCUAAAGACUUUAUGAUUGCUAUGGAAAAAAUUACACCGUCUUCCGCGCGGUCGAGUGGGAACUUGGCCGAACCCUUACCUCGUACCAUAGCGGUUCUGCUAAACGAUCAGUUCGAGGAAAUAAAACAAAAAUUGAAUAGCAUUUUGCCUGAAGCGUCAAGUAAGUCUCAUCGCGGUUCUUCGCUAAUUAAAGAAUACCUGGAGUACGAAGAUGAAGAAGAUGAAGAAGAUGGAGAAGAUAAUAUCGAAGGCACAGGUAUCCACUCGUCGAACGGCUUCAGCAGACAUGAAUUUUUCAAGAUGCUUGAUCAGGCUAGGACCGUUAAACCAAAGUUGUUAAUAACAGGUCCGGCUGGCAAUGGCCAACAAUAUAUUGGUUCCGCGCUUUUGCAUCAUUUAGAGGAUUACAAUAUUCAGAAUCUUGAUUUAGGCACAUUACUCUCGGAAAGUUUAAGGACAAUGGAGUCCGCUAUUGUGCAGACAUUUAUUGAGGCGAAAAAACGACAACCAUCAGUAAUCUACAUCCCUAAUGCUGAUAUUUGGUCAAGAACGGUCCCCGAAAGUGCCAUAAUGACCUUGGCAAGCUUAUUUAGAUCUUUGAAAACGAAUGAGAGAGUGUUACUUUUAGCUAUUGCGGAAGGCUUCACCGAAGAAGAGUUACAUAACACACCUUUGUCGUUAUUUGGCUUUGACCUGAAUAUUGUCUCUAUUAGAGAACCAUCUACUGCCCAAAGACACAACUACUUCAAAACUCUCGAAGAGUUACUGAAAAUGAAGCCCACUAAGUUUCGAGAGAAGAGGAAAAGAAAAAAGCCACUGCCGGUACUACCCGUGUGCGAUACUCCCAGCAACGAUGAUAUCGGUUCUGAUGGUGAACUAUUAACCGAAGACGAAAAGUUGAGGAGGAAGUUAAAAUCAUACCAUCACCAAGACAUGAAAUUGAAGAAUACUUUGAAGAUAAAGCUUUCCGGUCUGAUGGAUCUAUUUAAGGGGCGUUAUAAAAGAUUUAGGAAACCGCCCAUUGAGGAUUCCUUGCUUAUUCAUCUAUUUGAACCAGAAGCCUAUGCCUCAAAUCCUGAAUGGCAACCGGCUUAUGUAAGAGAAGAUGACAUGAUUUUAGAAGUUUCAACCGGCAGGAAGUACUACAAUAUGGAUUUGGAUAUUAUAGAAGAAAGGUUGUGGAACGGGUAUUACUCUGAACCGAAACAGUAUUUGAAGGAUAUCGAGUUAAUUUACCGCGAUGCUAAUACAACUGGUGACCGAGAGCGUAUAAUAAAAGCGUCAGAGAUGUUUGCAAACGCACAGAUGGGCAUUGAAGAAAUAUCUACGCCUGAGCUUAUCCAGGAGUGCAGGGAUACACGUCAAAGAGAACUAUUAAGGCAGCAGUUGUAUUUACGCGACCAGCAGAAAAAGAUACACGAGGAAGAAGCUAAGCUCGAGCAGGAGAAAAAGGAUCCGACUUUUCCAAAUGACGAUAAUCAUCCAGAAGAGGCCGACUUAAGCGUUGGGGCUGGACAGCAAUUGCAUAGCCCAUCACAAAUGUCUCAUGAGGCUUGUGAAAGCCACGCAGAAGAUGGACUGGGGGUACCACAUGGCUUUGAAAAUAACACAUAUGCUAUUGGAGAUAACACACCAGAGACGAUCGAUAACGGGUCUCCUAAACCCCUAGAGGACUUUUGCGGGGAAGACAAGACUGUCCCUGACGACAAAUCCGUGCCAGAACGAUUUGUUCAAGAGGGAGAAGCUUCUGAGAUGGGCUUUAUCCCGAAAACACCUUCCGCCAGACCCGUCUCCAUGCACUCAAAUCCAUCAAGCAAAGAAUCCGUAGUUGCUCCUAUGCAAAAGACUGGGUUAGAAGUGAACAGUAUCGAGGACACGUCAGUCGCUGUUCAAUCAGAACUGACCCGCGAUGAAGACUUACCCAUGACUCCUGAACCGGCCUUUAUCCUGGAUGAAACCGUUUUAGCGAAAAUAAUCUCGAUGUUGAAAACAAAAACACAGGGAUUUACAGUCGAACAGCUGGAAACAUGCUAUGCUGCCGUACUGGAGCUAGUAUGGGAGGCGAGAUCGUCAUGGGAUAAAACAAGUGUCAUUAAGCAAAUAGAAAAAUAUAUAGGCAUGUGA
This is a messenger RNA of Eremothecium gossypii ATCC 10895, 3981 nucleotides long. It is a transcript of the gene YTA7, whose product is annotated as chromatin segregase YTA7. NCBI's taxonomy places the organism in Eukaryota, Fungi, Ascomycota, Saccharomycetes, Saccharomycetales, Saccharomycetaceae. Gene Ontology annotation, cellular component: nucleus. The coding region runs from base 1 to 3981 and encodes 1326 amino acids. The transcript has a single exon. The record is from RefSeq and is marked provisional. Gene Ontology annotation, molecular function: ATP hydrolysis activity; ATP binding; chromatin binding. Gene Ontology annotation, biological process: positive regulation of transcription by RNA polymerase II.